AUGGUCCCGUUCACGGCUACGAUAUCUGCAGAUUCUUCCGUUUCUCCUGACGCCACGGCAGAGCUUCCGGUGGUAGCGCAAGCGGCGGCGGCGACGGACGUCCCGGACGUUCUAAUGAUGGACAAUGACUUCGGACACCUGGACGCAGUCAAGGCGGCGCAGAGUCAGUAUGAGGAGGCUGAAGCGCAUUCCGGCGAAGACCAGGAGGCGAAUACGCGGGAUCUAGGGAUGGCGCCGCAACAAUCUGAAGUGCAUUUCCACGUCCAGACGGCUUGGAGUGCGUUCGUGUCUGCUCUCGCGGCUGAUGACGUGGCGUCGGCCUCGUCUAUCCUGUUUGGUCCUGAAGCUGCGACGCUCAUGGCUCCUGGUGCUGGAAGCGUGACUCUUGCGACGGAACAAGAGAAGGAGAACCUGCUCAAUGUAGCCAUGGCGACCGUCACCAUCCCCGCCGCUAAGGCGUCGCUCGCGCCCGUCGCGCGCAGCGAGAACAAGUCAGCAGGCGCCGCGAAGAGCGUUCUCGGUAUCAUUCUCGGCGGCGGUGCCGGCACUCGCCUCUACCCGCUCACCAAGAAGCGCGCCAAGCCCGCCGUGCCUCUGGGCGCCAACUACCGCCUGAUCGACAUCCCCGGCACGGCGGACGCGGUGCGGCAGUACCUGUGGCAGCUGGAGGAGCAGAACGUGCAGGAAAGCAAGGCUGACUCGACUUCCCCAUCCCCCUUUCCUCCCCUCCCUCUUCCCUUAAACACGGCCCCACUUUCCCCUCCACCCCCUCUCUCCCCCUCACCCCCGGCACGGCCUCCCCUUCUCCCCUCCCUUUCCGCACUCGCGCCGCCCCCCGUGGACACGACGAUCCUGGGCCUGGACGCGGAGCGCGCCAAGGAGAUGCCGUACAUCGCGUCGAUGGGCAUCUACGUGAUCAGCAAGGACGCCAUGAUCCGCAUGCUCGCCGACGACUUCCCCGAUGCUAACGACUUCGGCUCCGAGGUCAUCCCCGGCGCGUGCGCCAAGGGCGCCAAGGUGCAAGCGUUCCUGUACGACGGGUACUGGGAAGACAUUGGAACCAUCGAGGCCUUUUACAAUGCCAAUCCCGACAGCAGACUCACUCAGCUCCAUUCCCUUUACUGUCAUGUCUCGUUACUACCAUACCACCACCACCAGGUCCAAGCGUUCCUGUAUGACGGGUACUGGGAAGACAUUGGAACCAUCGAGGCAUUUUACAACGCCAACCUCGCCACCACGCAGCCCAACUCGCCCUUCAGCUUCUACGACCGCUCUGCACCCAUCUACACCCAGGCGCGCUACCUGCCGCCGUCUAAGCUGCAGAGCGUGGAUAUCUCAGAGAGCGUGAUUGGCGAGGGGUGCGUCAUUGAGGACUCGCAACUACACCACUCGGUGAUCGGCCUUCGCGCCAAGAUCGGUGCAGGGUCCGUCAUCAAGGACACGCUUGUCAUGGGCGCUGAUUACUACGAGACGGAGGAGCAACAGGAGGCGCUGAUAGCCAGUGGUGGCGUGCCAAUUGGCAUUGGGAAGAACGUGGUGAUUCACAAGGCCAUCAUUGACAAGAAUGCACGCAUCGGGGACAACGUGCAGAUUAUCAACAAGGAUCAGGUGGAGGAGGCAGCCCGGGAGACGGACGGCUACUUCAUUAAGAGCGGCAUCGUUACAGUCAUCAAGGAUGCUGUGAUUCCUCCCGGCACCAUUAUCUAG
This is a messenger RNA of Closterium sp. Naga37s-1, 1707 nucleotides long. NCBI's taxonomy places the organism in Eukaryota, Viridiplantae, Streptophyta, Zygnematophyceae, Desmidiales, Closteriaceae. The record is from the annotation of a GenBank genome assembly.